AUGUCGCGUCCACAAGAUGAUAGGAACCAAGAGGCAACGGUCUACCUUGGCAACCUCGAUGAACGCUGUACCGACGCACUGGUAUGGGAGUUGAUGCUACAAGCGGGGCCCGUCGUCAAUGUCCAUCUUCCCAAGGAUCGCGUUUCUAUGGCGCACCAAGGCUACGGGUUUUGCGAGUUCUUAACAGAAGAGGAUGCGGAAUACGCGUGCAAGAUAAUGAACCAAAUAAAACUAUGGGGCAAACCGAUUCGUGUUAAUAAGGCCUCUUCUGAUAAGAAACAACUCGAUGUCGGCGCCAACUUGUUUAUCGGGAAUCUAGACGAGAAUGUUGACGAGCGGCUGCUAUACGACACUUUCAGUGCCUUCGGCAUCAUGGCAUCUACUGCCAAGAUUGCCCGCGACCCGUCCACUGGUACCUCAAAAGGCUAUGGUUUCGUGUCCUACAUAGAUUUCGAGGCGUCUGACGCUGCUACCGAGGCUAUGAAUGGAUCUUUCCUUAUGAACAAAGCCAUCACCGUUCAAUACGCGUUCAAAAAGGACGGCAAAGGCGAGAGACAUGGAACUGCCGCUGAGCGUCUCUUGGUCUCGCAAGCACGCAAGAACAAUGCGAUACCUGCUGGUCGGCCAAUCGCGCCUCUUGGUUUCGGUCCCGUCCCAGCAUAUCAGUUCCAAGGUCAAUUUGCUGGUGCCCUGGCUCAACCACCCCCCGCCUCCUGGAUUCACGCAACAACAAACAAUCUUACCCCCAAUGCCCAUGGGUGUUCCAGCUAUGGGUGCACCAAUGCCUCCUCCGAUGGCUAUGCCUGGAAUGCCUAUGAUGCCUCCACCUCCGCAAAAUAUGCCAAUAUAUCCUGGUACCGCCUUCCCUCCGCCUCCAGCUGGCUUUGCAACACCAUUCCCUGGGCAAAUGAUGCCACCUCCGCCUCAGCCGCAAUUCGGAUAAGAUAG
Mycena indigotica is the source of this 948-nucleotide messenger RNA. RefSeq lists its product as uncharacterized. NCBI's taxonomy places the organism in Eukaryota, Fungi, Basidiomycota, Agaricomycetes, Agaricales, Mycenaceae. Gene Ontology annotation, biological process: positive regulation of mRNA splicing, via spliceosome. The transcript is spliced from 5 exons. Gene Ontology annotation, molecular function: RNA binding. Bases 1 to 948 code for a protein of 315 amino acids. The record is from RefSeq and is a predicted model, not a curated record. Gene Ontology annotation, cellular component: nucleolus; U12-type spliceosomal complex.